Tigriopus californicus is the source of this 1617-nucleotide messenger RNA. It is a transcript of the gene Arl5, whose product is annotated as ADP-ribosylation factor-like protein 5B. Gene Ontology annotation, biological process: protein localization to Golgi membrane; vesicle-mediated transport; intracellular protein transport. Gene Ontology annotation, molecular function: GTPase activity; GTP binding. NCBI's taxonomy places the organism in Eukaryota, Metazoa, Arthropoda, Copepoda, Harpacticoida, Harpacticidae. Gene Ontology annotation, cellular component: trans-Golgi network; cytoplasm. The record is from RefSeq and is a predicted model, not a curated record. Bases 419 to 958 code for a protein of 179 amino acids. The transcript has 5 exons.
UUGGGAGUGAGUUCAAGUGAAUCCUAGGAAGAGGAGCUCAGUGAAUGAAGAAGAAGUUCCCUUGCUCUGCUUAGUCUGUUAGUUACCUUGUUGCCCUGCAGUCUGUUGUCUCUCUAGAGAGAUUGGUUGCUUGACCGAGUCCUUGUGAACAAAGUGAGUGUCCCUUUGGCCUUUGGGCUGUGGUGAAGAAUUGAAGGAUUCCUUACAUCCCGUGAGUCAACGCCCAAGGGAUGAACACACCCACUGUGGGUUUCAACCAUCACACAAACCCGUACUAUCACUAUUAGUAGAUUGAAUUGCGCCAAAACCGAUCACAAAACGAUGACACGGACGCAGUGAAAAGAUUGUGAACUCUCUGAAACUCAUCUCGUCCGCAUUGUGACAACACCACAAGUUUGAGCAAGACCCCCUAGUCAACAUGGGGUUGGUGUUGGCCAAACUUUGGUCCUUCUUUGGAAAUGAAGAGCACAAGAUUUGCAUCGUGGGCCUGGAUAAUGCGGGAAAGACCACGAUCUUGUACCAGUUCCUCAUGAAUGAGGUGGUUCACACAUCCCCCACAAUUGGUUCGAACGUGGAAGAGGUGGUUUGGAAGAACAUUCACUUCAUUAUGUGGGAUUUGGGCGGUCAAGAUUCACUCAGAGCAGCUUGGAACACUUAUUAUUCCAAUACAGAGUUUGUGAUAUUAGUAGUGGACUCGACGGAUCGCGAGCGCCUGUCCAUAUCCAAAGAAGAGCUGCACAAGAUGUUGGGCCACGAUGAGCUGAACAAGGCCAACAUAUUGGUGUUUGCCAAUAAGCAAGACGUGAAAGGCUGCAUGACGGCGGCCGAGAUCUCGAAACAAUUGAAUCUCCAAUCCGUAAAAAAGCAUAAAUGGCAGAUCCAAUCAUGUUGUGCCCUCAGUGGCGAAGGGUUAUAUCAAGGGUUGGAGUGGAUCGUUAAUAACCUCAAGAAGCGGUGAUUUUCAAAGAAUGGACGCACCCAAAAAUAUUUUUCAAUGUUGCACACAAUCCUUUCAAUUCCUCUUGUCAUUGACGGUAAAAAAUAUUAUGCAAAAAUCGCACAUGCAUCAUCCCCUGCAAAAUUAAUCAGGAUCCGACCUCUGAUGAGCUCCCCCUCCCUACCUUGAACACCAUCCCCAUGCGUAUAACAAUAGACUGGAAAUCUUUUACAUUCACACUCGCCAAUCUCGUACAAUCCAAUCUAAUGUAAGAUUCCGACCGAUCGUGUGUCAUGUGUGUGUCCAACGUCCAGGUCGUAUGUAUUACGUAUUAUUGGCCAUGCAUGAUCUUGUGCCGUCACCAUCGUGUUCAGCUGUCUUCCCGUAUGGCUAUUCAAAAUCCAAGAGCACGAUCCGGUUGAAAGAAAUUGACGAAAGACGAUCGAACCAACGAUAUUCCGAUUCAUCAAGCUCUGUCUGCUGCUAUUCUCUCUCGAUCUCUUGAUCCCUCUCUCAAGUGGGUGGAUGCCAUACAUAGAACUUGAACAUUAAUCAUCUUGAGCCAAGAAGAUCAAGCAUUCUACCAAUCCAAUUGACCGCGCUUGGAGAUAUUGUUUGUAUUUUUGACAAUGUUUUAUUGAGACUCUUUGCGAAAAAGAAUAGACUCCUGUGAAACAAUA